Pseudophryne corroboree (corroboree frog) is the source of this 462-nucleotide messenger RNA. RefSeq lists its product as uncharacterized. The record is from RefSeq and is a predicted model, not a curated record. The transcript has a single exon. The coding region runs from base 1 to 462 and encodes 153 amino acids. NCBI's taxonomy places the organism in Eukaryota, Metazoa, Chordata, Amphibia, Anura, Myobatrachidae.
AUGAUCAGACAGGCCGGGCUCACCAUACGCCCAGAUAAAUGUCAUGGGAUGGCUGAGGUUCAGUACCUAGGACAUCGGGUUGGAGGGGGCUCUAUUAGACCAGAACCGGCAAAGGUGGAGGCUAUUGUUAACUGGCCCCAACCUGCCAACCAAAAGCAAGUGCGAGCCUUCCUUGGAGUUGCUGGCUGUUACAGAAAAUUCAUACCACAUUACAGCACCAUGACCAAGGCUCUAACGGACUUGACCAAAAAGAAAUAUGCUCGGAAGAUCAAAUGGACUGUUGAGUGUGAGCAAGCCUUCAGCAUCUUAAAAGACAUGGUGACUCUAGCCCCAGCGCUGGCUGCCCUUGACUACAAUAAAAAGUUUAUUGUGCAGACAGACACUUCGAGGUGUGAACAGUGUUGUGCCAGGUGGGAGAAGAUGGUAGGGAACACCCAAUUGUGUAUCUAUCUCUUAAGCUAG